ACAGGUAUUCCUGUGAAAGUGACAGUAGAAAGCACUUCUACAUCUGAAACCGAAGACACAGAAGAUUUAGAUGAUGUUAUCCAUCACCCUGAUUUGGCAAAAUCAUUAGAUAAGAUUAACGUAACAAAGUAUCAACAAUUACAGUUGGAGCUGGAGGAAUGCAUGGAAAAAUUAAAGGAAGAACAAAGAGCCAGAGUAAAGGCUGAGGAACGGAUAAUGGAGCUGGAAACUGAAAAUGCAAGAUUAAGGAAUCUAAAUAUCUCCCUGUCUGAGGUUCUUCACGCACAGUCAGUAACCAACAUGAUAUUGGAAGAUGAAGGUGUUCUAGGCAGCAUUGAGAACUCUUUCCAAAAGUUCCAUGCUUUUUUAGACCUCCUUAAAGAUGCUGGACUUGGACAACUUGCUGUAUUAGCUGGUAUAGACCAGUCAGAUUUUGGUCUUUUGGGGCAUCCACAAAUGAAUUCUACUCUCAGUAAGCCUGCUAACAUGCUAAAGGAGAAGUCUUUUGAAGAAGAAAGACAAGAACAUACCCAGAAUAGCAAAAACAGAGCUGGGGACAUCCAAGUUUCGCUUCCUGGCACGUUUCAAUCCCAGAUGGUUGUGAAUAAUGCCUUCUCUGCUCUUCGAGAAAUACAAGAACUUCAGACUACUGGGCAGCAGUACCAGCCAGGCUCAUGGAAGGAAAAUGAAGCUCAAACAAUAAACCAAAAUAAAGAGGAUAAGCCUCGAAAUAGUACUCCAACGUUCUCCGAGAGAAGAGUCAAACAAAAUGAACAUGCAAAAGGACAUCACUCAGCCAGGCAAUUGGUUACCAGUCUGCAUUCAUUUUCUGAUUCCAGUGUACAUAUUAAAAGUAAUGGUAGCAGAAUAUCCAGUGGCGCUUCUGAUGAAAAAAGCAAAAAUUGUUCCUCAAAGAAAUACAUCCCUAGAGCAAAUGAAACAGCAAUUCCAAAUGAUGGAGCUAGAGGAGACCAAAGUAGACUGCAGACAGUAAACCGCUCUGGAACUGAUACUGUAGGAUCUGGCUCUGAAAUGCAAGAAAGUAUCCAAAGUGUUACCAGCAUUUGA
Messenger RNA from Fulmarus glacialis (Northern fulmar), 1068 nucleotides. RefSeq names its product centrosomal protein of 78 kDa-like. Lineage: Eukaryota; Metazoa; Chordata; Aves; Procellariiformes; Procellariidae. The annotation marks the transcript as partial. The record is from RefSeq and is a predicted model, not a curated record. Gene Ontology annotation, cellular component: centrosome. The transcript is spliced from 5 exons.